AUGAGUGACUUCAAGGCAAAUGAGUAUGCGCGUCUCGUUGGCGGCCGCGAAUUCGAGCCAGACGAGGAAAAUCCAAUGCUUGGCUUCCGUGGUGCCUCCCGCUACUACUCAGCCCGCUACAAGGAUGGCUUCGCUCUAGAGGGCCAUGCGAUCAAGCGGGAGAAGAUGGGCUUCACCAACGCCAUCGUGAUGAUUCUGUUUUGUCGGACAAUCAAUGAGGCGAAGAAGGUGUUACCUACCAGGGUAGAGAAUAGGCUUAGACGGGGGGUGAGCGGGCUUCAGGUCUACGUUAUGUGCAAGAUACCGUCCAAUGUCAUACUAGCCGCCGAAUUUACAGAAUUCUUCGACGGCUUUUCCAUCGGCUCCAAUGACCUAACCCAGCUCACACUCGGUGUUGAUCGUGAUUCUGAGGAUCUCGCCGACCUUUUCAAUGAACAGGACAGGGCAGUCAAGUGGAUGCUAGAAGAGGUUAUUCAGGUGGCCCGCCAGAAAGGUUGCAAAAUUGGCAUAUGUGGCCAGGCGCCGAGCAAUCAUCCCGAAUUUGCGCGGUUCCUUGUGAACGCAGGAAUCGAUUCGAUGUCCGUUAGUCCCGACAGUUUCUUUGCAGUUAAGAAACACGUCAUUGCGGGCAAGCGAACAUGA
Molecule: messenger RNA, 642 nt
Organism: Aspergillus alliaceus
Lineage: Eukaryota; Fungi; Ascomycota; Eurotiomycetes; Eurotiales; Aspergillaceae
Product: Pyruvate/Phosphoenolpyruvate kinase-like domain-containing protein
Exons: 1
Coding region: 1-642 (213 amino acids)
Biological process (GO): pyruvate metabolic process; phosphorylation
Molecular function (GO): pyruvate, water dikinase activity
Source: RefSeq, a predicted model, not a curated record